CGAACACUGUUCGUUUACUCGUGACUCCGUCUUUCCCUUUUGAAUUUCUACGGGUUAAUCUCCUGCACCUGGGACAUAACCUUAACAAGUGUUGGAUACUUAUUGUUUUUGCAAACGAAACAAUCCUAAACGCAUGUGGAAGGCAUUUCUUAGAUGUAAAAAGCUGUUAGACUGUUAGUUUGCCGUUCCAUUGAUUGCAAGGAUUGUACUUACUUUUCUUGCACCCGCACUUGGUAGUAUGACGGGCUUUGAAGAGACUGAGAGUGGUGCAGCACCAGCCCAGAAGCGCAAAGCUUCGCAGAUCCUUGAUCAGAUUCUGUCCAUAAAAAAACCGAAGUCUUCACAGCAGCAUGAUUCCGUUGAAGUGACCCGAGUAGCGCUAUCCAGGAGGCGAUCCACGCGAACGUUUGGAAAGCGUCGUAAGACAAAGAAACGCUCCGGUUAUCCAGAUGCUGCAGUUGUGCGGAAGAAAAGGGCGGUUGGGAUUUCUCUUUGCAGCGAAUGUUCUAAAGAAGCAGAAGCAGGAGCCAUUAUUGCCGACUGGUUAACUUGCACGUUGUGUUCUGCAAUCGCUCAUUUGGAGUGCGCUCCUAAUAUCGCAAAUAGUCCUGGUGAUCUCAAAGAAAAAUUCUACUGCUUAGCGUGCAGAACGUGCACCGUGUGUAAAAAUAGUACCGUCCUCCCUGAAAAUUCGGAUCUCCUCAACUGUUGCAAGUGCUACAAGGCUUGCCAUGCAAAUUGCGAUGCCGGUAAUGAGAAAAUCGAUAACGUCAAAGGUUGGCUUUGCGGUAACUGUCGGAAAGACUGUAGUGAGAAUGAUACCAUCUCAACCAAUUGCAAACUGAUUUGCACUGACACCAAAAGACCAGGGUCGGCGUCUGUUUCUUCCAGCACCUCUUCGUCAGUGGACAGUUUACACAUUCCCAAAAUGCUGAAAAAGAAGAUGGAUGUACACGAGUCUUUCGCGGCUUUGCUCAACGCUGUCGCAUCUGGAGGAGAACGUGGGCGGCCAUCGAAAAAUGACGAAAGAGGAUCCGUUUAUCCACAAUCUUUAGACAGCGCGGCUUUGGAUUUUAGUGAGGGCACAAUGGCUGAAAUUGCCAAACGCGCAGUUAGUGCAAUACGCUCCAACCAACAUCAACCACUCAGUCCUGAGCAAAUUACCAUCGUUAAAUCGUGGUCGGUUGAUGAUCUUGCUCAAAAGAUUAAUCAGAAGAAGCUUGCCGUUUGUUCUGAGGCGGUGAUUCGCCAGUGCAUCGACGGCGAAGCAUUGUUAUUGCUGAUUCGAGAAGAUGUGGUACGGCAUUUUGGAAUCCCCUUAGUGCAUGGACUGAAAUUGUGGCGGGCACUCUGCGAAAUUGUUGCGGAUGUCACGUAAUGUUUUGGUUUUUAGAAUUAGCUUUUCUGUUUAUCAAGAUUUUGUUUUGCUUGGUACGACCUUGUCCUUUCUUACAUGGAUGCAGUUUUUCGCCACUUUGCUGUGGAUGUUAGAGGUUGCGAUUUUACGGUUAUGUUUCUGUUUAGCAUGAACGCAGUGCCAAUGUGCACAGUACGCUCAUUCUGAGCUUACCAUGUUUGUAGUUUACGUUACUUUUGUAACAGUACUCCGAAAUCUGUGUACAAUAACAUUUAGGACCCUUACUGAACGCGUUCAAUUGGUCCGCGCGAACUUUAUUAAAUUUGUGUUGCCGCA
Messenger RNA from Paramacrobiotus metropolitanus, 1693 nucleotides. RefSeq lists its product as uncharacterized. NCBI's taxonomy places the organism in Eukaryota, Metazoa, Tardigrada, Eutardigrada, Parachela, Macrobiotidae. Bases 239 to 1378 code for a protein of 379 amino acids. The transcript is spliced from 9 exons. The record is from RefSeq and is a predicted model, not a curated record. Gene Ontology annotation, molecular function: protein binding.